AUGAUCGCUGACCUUUUAAAUUUCUACCUACCACAUGCUUAUCAGGUAAGCGAUUGGUGGGAAGAUUAUGUUUAUCUGGCUAACCGGGCCCCGCUAAUGGCGAAUAGCAACUAUUACGGCAUGGAUAUUCUUACUACCCCGUUUCCAAAACCAACACAGGCCGCUAGAGCUGGUCUCAUUACUUACCUUCUAAUGCAAGUUCGUCGCGAGAUCGAUUGUGAGACAGUGAGUUAUUAA
Protopolystoma xenopodis is the source of this 237-nucleotide messenger RNA. The record is from the annotation of a GenBank genome assembly. NCBI's taxonomy places the organism in Eukaryota, Metazoa, Platyhelminthes, Monogenea, Polystomatidea, Polystomatidae.